This is a messenger RNA of Acanthaster planci (crown-of-thorns starfish), 2950 nucleotides long. Its product is annotated as galactocerebrosidase-like. Lineage: Eukaryota; Metazoa; Echinodermata; Asteroidea; Valvatida; Acanthasteridae. The record is from RefSeq and is a predicted model, not a curated record.
CCGAUUUUUUUUAUUACGGUACGAACGGACGGAUACAUGAUAUAUAAUAAUAAGCGCAAGGGUAUGCAUGCACGACGAAGUCAACAAUGUCGCCGUUAAGUGCAACGUUUUGUCACUUUUUACUAGCAUUCCAGUUGCUUUAUACCGGUAGAUAUUCCGAGGCCUCACAGUACACAAUAAGUGAUGCAUCAGGGCUGGGCAGGCGGUUUGAUGGUAUUGGUGGACUUAGUGGAGGAGGAGCUACCUCCAGAUUAUUGGUGAAUUAUCCUGAGCUUUAUCAGUCACAGAUUCUGGAUUAUCUCUUCAAGCCUAACUUUGGAGCAUCGCUGCCUAUUUUGAAGGUUGAGAUUGGUGGAGACUCUCAAAGUACUGAUGGAACCGAAUCGUCUCACAUGCACUCACCUAAUGAUGAGAACUAUCAGAGAGGAUAUGAAUGGUGGCUGAUGAAGGAGGCUAAGAAGCGUAAUCCAAAAAUCAAGUUGUAUGGCCUCCCAUGGGCAUUUCCUGGCUGGAUUGGGAAUGGCACACAAAGUCCUUACGUCAAUGUUGACGUCACUGCUGACUAUAUCAUCAAGUGGAUACAGGGGGCUAAGACCUAUCACAAUCUAACGAUUGAUUAUAUUGGGAUCUGGAAUGAAAUGAAGUACAGUGCUUCAUAUAUUGAAGAACUUAGGGCUACUUUGAAUCAGAAUGGCCUCCAGAAUGUUCAGAUUGUUGCAGCAGAUGGCAAAUUUCGUAUCAGUUAUGAUAUCUUGAAUAGUCCAGCAUUGGCUAAGGCAGUUCAAAUCAUUGGGGUGCACUAUCCUGGGACUUAUGUCACCAAUUACACCUUAGAAACUGGCAAGACAAUCUGGGCAUCAGAAGAUUAUAGUACUUUUAAUAAUGAAGUUGGUGCAGGAUGCUGGGCAAGGAUCUUGAACCAGAACUAUGUAAAUGGAAUGAUGACUUGUACAAUCUCUUGGAACCUUUUAGCAUCAUACUAUGAUGCAUUGCCAUACAAACGCGAUGGACUCAUGACAGCUAAUGAGCCUUGGAGUGGGCAUUAUGAGGUCCCUGAUACUAUCUGGAUAACAGCUCAUACCACUCAGUUUACUGGGCCUGGAUGGAUAUAUUUAAAGCACAACACAGGAGUGCAACAUCUGGAGAAAGGAGGAAGUUUUGUGUCAAUGACAAAUGGAACAGACCUGACUAUAAUCAUUGAAACCAUGAGUCACAAUCAUUCUAUCUGCAUCCGACCAUACCUACCACCUUAUUCAGUAGUAGCUCAGACUGCUACAUUUGCCUUGCAAGGCAACUUUGCCAAUAUAAGCAGUCUUAAUGUGUGGUAUUCUAAGCUGGGAUUCAGUGGAGAAACAUCAACUAUGUUUGUUAAGAAGAAUCCAAUAAAGAUUAUGAAUGGACAUUUCAGCAUGAAUCUAGCUCCUGAUGAAGUUUAUACUUUAACAACCACUGAAGGGGGUAUCAAGGGGACCUAUCCUGCACCCCCUCCAUCUGCCCCCUUCCCUGUACCUUACUCUGAUAAUUUUGACAAAUAUCCACAAUUCACUGAGGCUAAUAACUUUGCUGAUCAGGCUGGUGUAUGGGAGAUACGAGAGACUGGUGACCCGACUCAUCAUAUGGUGAUGGAGCAGGUUGUCCUUCAGUCACCAGUCCACUGGUGUCAAGCAGCUGACACUCCUAUCUCUGUUGUUGGCAACUACUCAUGGAUAAAUGCAAAUGUUUCAAUUGAUGUUAAGCUUGGAGACAAGACGGGUGCUUUUCUGGCACAACGUGUUGAUAAAGGCGGUUGUCAGGUUAUCUCAGCAACAGGACUGUUUUUCAUUGUUUACUUCAAUGGAACGUUUUCUGUCUAUACAGACAUUAAUCGCCGUUCUCUCCUUAGUUCUGGCGAAGUCAGUGUGAAGAGUGGAAUGUGGUUCAACAUGCAGUUACUAACACAGAACAACAAAGCUGCUGGAUUUGUGGAAGGCAAGAUGGUGUUCAGUACACCAUUAGACCCUCAGAAAGUACCCAGUCAUGGAUUUGUGGCCAUUGGAAUGCCAAACUAUGCAUCAGCACAGUUUGAUAACUUCAGCAUCACUUCAGCCUCAUAGAUUGUUGUAUCAGUGUAAAACAAAUUAAAUUUCUAAAGGCCUUUUCUUUCACAGUUUUUCAUUGCUUUGGAUUCUGAUUCACCUCCUUGAGUGCUAAACUAAAUUAUGUCAAUGUUCCUAGUAAAGGUCAGCUGGACUCUCCUACAGUAAUCUGUUUGACCGAUGUUCUUGUUUAUUUGUAACUGUAUGUUCAUUCUUUCAUUAAAUGAAAUGAUUACUUCUCAGUGACAAGUAGGAUUUGUUACUUGCAAGUGUUUGUUUCACACUCAAAAUAACAUUCUCUCCUAUUUAAACAUUUGUAUAUUCUGUUAGUCCAGUUGCUCGUAACUUGAAAUGUGAUGACUUACAGUGUACUGGUUGGCCUUGGAGAUGGACUGUACGCCAGUACAUUCAUCAGUGUUAUAAAACUUUAAAAGAUUCAUCUGCAGAUUUCAAAAUCAAGUGUAAUUUUAAUUUUUUUUGGUCAAUUUUACCAUGGCAUUACAUCAUGGUAUUGCUUGAACCUUGACCAAAUGACAGAAAGAUUAUUUGCUUUUUUGUAAAGUUUUGUUAUUUUUUAUUACCGAGAAGAGAAUGAGAUUUGAGAAGAGAAUGUCAACAAUCAUUAUGUUUCUUGGAUGGAAGUAAAAAAAUAAUAUUUGGCCGAAAUGUUUCUAGAGAAUUCUAAAGUAAACCAAGGCAGUGUAGACUGGCAAAUCAUUGACCUAAUCAACUGAUUCUAAUUAAAUCUGUUGAUGUAACCGGAGAACAUGAUUUAAUUUUUGUGAUAAAAAUGCAAGUACAUGUACAUAAUCUGAAACUUGUUUGCAUUUCUCCCAAAUGGAAUAAAAUGAACGUGCUUUCAACAUGUAUCACAA